This is a messenger RNA of Pieris napi, 702 nucleotides long. It is a transcript of the gene Trx2, whose product is annotated as thioredoxin-2. The coding region runs from base 149 to 469 and encodes 106 amino acids. The transcript is spliced from 3 exons. The record is from RefSeq and is a predicted model, not a curated record. Gene Ontology annotation, molecular function: protein-disulfide reductase activity. Lineage: Eukaryota; Metazoa; Arthropoda; Insecta; Lepidoptera; Pieridae.
AUAAGAACUUGUUUGACAGUUAACAAUACCUGUCAUUAGUCUGCUGCUCUACAAUUUUCAAAUUACAAUUUGCAUUUGCAUUGAUUGUCCUAUUUCGCCGCGUGCUUCUCCUGUUACGAGAAAUUGAUUGAAUUUUUAUUGUCACAAAAUGGCCAUCCACAUCAAAGAUUCCGACGACCUGAAGACCAGGCUCACUGAGGCUGGAGAAAAGCUGGUGGUGAUCGACUUCAUGGCCACCUGGUGCGGACCUUGCAAGGUCAUUGGCCCUAAACUAGAGGAGAUUGCCAACGAGAUGGCCGAUUCACUUGUUGUUCUGAAGGUGGACGUUGACGAAUGUGAGGAUAUCGCCACAGAGUACAACAUCAACUCUAUGCCCACCUUUGUUUUCGUGAAGAGUUCCAAGAAGCUUGACGAGUUCUCCGGCGCCAACGCCGACAAACUAAGAAACACCAUUCUUAAGCUUAAGUAAAAAAAUGCCGACCAAAUGCCCCGGGCGGGCGAAAUUUCUUAAAAAAUAAUAUAUUUUUUGUUACCACACAAUUUGGCAUUUAUGCUUCAAAAGAUUUAGUAUUUAUACGCAUUUACGAAACCCCAUAACAUCACAAAGUGUCUUAAAUGUUUUGCACAAGAGCCAUUGCGUUUGUCGAAUUUUUCAUUAAUUACGUUAAAGUAUUGUUACUUCAAUAAAUAUAUUUAAAUUUG